Protobothrops mucrosquamatus (brown spotted pit viper) is the source of this 927-nucleotide messenger RNA. Its product is annotated as olfactory receptor 14A16-like. Gene Ontology annotation, molecular function: G protein-coupled receptor activity; olfactory receptor activity. The record is from RefSeq and is a predicted model, not a curated record. Bases 1 to 927 code for a protein of 308 amino acids. Gene Ontology annotation, cellular component: membrane. NCBI's taxonomy places the organism in Eukaryota, Metazoa, Chordata, Lepidosauria, Squamata, Viperidae. The transcript has a single exon. Gene Ontology annotation, biological process: G protein-coupled receptor signaling pathway.
AUGGCCAACCAAUCCACUGUGACGGAAUUCCUUCUGAUGGGAUUAUCUGAUAAUCAUGAUAUGCAAAUUCUGUAUUUUGCAAUGUUCCUUGUCAUUUACUUAUUAGCCUUAAUUGGAAAUUUCCUUCUUGGUGUUGCUGUGAUCCUAAACCAGCAACUUCAUGCUCCAAUGUAUUUCUUUUUGGUAAAUUUGUCAUUCUCUGAUGUUUGCUUCAUCUCAACUACGAUCCCUAAAGCCAUGGCUACUUCUUUGACAAAUAACAGGGAUAUCUCCUAUGUUGGAUGUGCUGCUCAGGUCUUUUCAGUUUUCACAUUUGGAGGUUCUGAGCUUGCCUUGCUGACUGUCAUGGCUUAUGACCGCUAUGUGGCCAUCUGUCAACCUCUGCAAUAUACACUAAUGAUGAACUGGGAUGCCUGUUUACAAAUGGCAGCUGCUUCCUGGAUAAGUACUUUAAUCCAUGCUUUGCUACACACUAUUCUCACUUUCAGGUUAAAUUUCUGCAAAUUCAAUAGAAUUGAACAAUUUUUCUGUGAUAUUCCUCAUCUGCUAAUUAUUUCUUGUAUUGAUACAAGAAUUAAUCAGAUUUUGAUUUUGGUUAUAGGGAUUACUGUAAACUCAUUUUGUAGUGGGCUCAUUUUUAUUUCCUAUGGCUACAUCUUCUCUGCUGUACUGAAAAUCCCUUCAGUUCAAGGCAGAUAUAAAGCUUUCUCCACAUGUAUUCCCCACCUGACUGUCUUUUCUUUAUUUUUGAUCUCUAUUCUCUUUGCAUAUAUGAGGCCCCAAAAUGUUUCCUCCCACACUUUGGACUUGCUCUCAGCUGUUCUCUACACAGUUUUGCCCCCACUCCUCAAUCCCUUCAUUUAUAGCUUCAGGAACAAGGACAUCCAAAAGGCUCUGUGGAAAAUGCUAAAAAUAAAAGUGAAGUAA